CCUAAAUAUCCAAAUACGAAUGCUUUCCAGCUUAAACGAAUAAAUUAUUGACGUCGCGUGAUUACAGAAUAUGUUCGAAUGUAUAAAAUGAUUGAUUCUUCCAAUAUUAUAUCACAUUUGAAAAGUUCUGUUUUGUAGUUCGAUCAUAUAAAUACAGAAGAAGAUUAGGAUUUGUCUUGAAAGAUUUCUUUCAAAUUCACUUGAUUUCUUCCUACUCAUGCAAGUAUCCGAAACUUUUGCCAGUCAAAAAGAAUCUUCUACUAAGUGUUAAGAAGAAUUGUCAAUCAUGACAUGAUUCAGCAUGUGUAUUUGGGGCGUGUGAAAAAGAUUACCUUUCUCAAGAGAAAUGGCACGGAUCUUCUCUCGGUUUGAAUUUUAGAAAGAGUGCCACGGGCGAGAGAAAAAGUUUGAUGUUGAAUCGAUAGGAGAAAGUUGCCAGCAAAUCCGAUGUUUCCUGCAAAGAUACGAAAGUAACGAGCGAAGCAAUCUGCGAGACUUUGCAAGGAUUGGACCGCUGCGAGGUAAAUUAUUUUGUCGAACGGAAUUUUUGAUCAAGAAGGUGACUUCGUAGUACGGCAUUCAACGUAUGUACGUGCACAGAUUUCAUUUCCGGUUGCAGAGUACCCUGAAGUUGAGCGAACAGCACGACUAUCUCGAAUCUCGCGAUUCAGGAGAUCAUCACGAGUGAAAUGGAGGAUUUUCAAAAGGUCGAAACGGAUUAUCGAGAGUGCCGCAAUGUGAAAAAGGAUAAAGCGCCGUCAUAUUGUAAUAGUCUGUUGUCGAACAGGAAUAACUACGAAUAUCAAGAUUUUAACAUCACAGAUCCGCUUUUGGCUCAUGAAUUAUUCCUACCAUACAAUCGUAUGCCGAGACCGAGGCUUUUCUGUGCUAAUGACGUAGAUGCUGAAUGUGCUGAGACUGCUAUUGUAUUACCAAAAAGACCUCCAUCGCCCAUCAGACACAUUUUGCCCGGGAGAUUCGAUCUGCGUGCUAGUACCAAAGAGUUAUUAAAGCGACGAAGCAUCACCAAAGCUCGAAGGUAUUUGUGGGAAUUUAAGGAUCGAAUUUUGCAGAGCGCAAAACAAGUUUGGAAUGCGGAUGUCGAUUUGGAUUUGGUUAUUUGCACACUAGUGCUCCAUGCAAUGUGUGAAAACGUGAUUUGGACAAUGGCUGGCAUAGGAAUUGAUGCCCAUACUUUUAUCAAUAUGGCCAUUAGCUGGAUAUUAAUUGAUUUACAAAUUUUAGAUCCGAUUAUGCUGAGUGAGCAAGAACGCAUUAUGUUCACUGAAUUUGAAUUACUUGACAUUGACGAGCGUUCGACAAGCCAUGAAAUGGUCGUCUCUUCGAAACUCCGUAGAACUCUCUUCGAAGUGCAUCGUCCAAAGUUCGAUCCGCACGUCUCGAUUCAUUUGCAUCGUAGUUUGCCAUGGACGCUGGUCAGUCCCGCACAUCAGACGGACGUUAUUAAAUUUUAUCCUAAUGUGAGAGAACGAAUCGACGAGAAGUUAUCGGACACAUCUGAAUACGUGAAAUCAAUCUAUAUACCGGAUGUUACGUGUUCUCACUUCUGAGAGGUGCCAAAUCAAGAUUAUAUGGCUUAAAA
Messenger RNA from Mycetomoellerius zeteki, 1603 nucleotides. RefSeq lists its product as uncharacterized. The coding region runs from base 690 to 1571 and encodes 293 amino acids. Lineage: Eukaryota; Metazoa; Arthropoda; Insecta; Hymenoptera; Formicidae. The transcript has 5 exons. The record is from RefSeq and is a predicted model, not a curated record.